AUGAAGAUUAAGGAUCGUAGGAACUUUGUGAUGUCAAAAGCAUUGUGUAUAAAUUGUUUUGCCAAGGGACAUAUAGGGAAAACCUGUCCCAGAAGUUUUGUAUGCAACAUUAGUGGAUGUGGCCUCAAACACAAGUUUCUUCAUAUGCCAACUAGACUGCAGGUUGGUUAUGUGGACAACACAGGGAAUCCAAUUCCAGUAUCAGAUCAGAAUAUAUCAACCACAUCAUCAUCAAUCACAACAAAUCAGAGCAGCCAUUAUGUUCGUACAUGUGGAGGUAAACUUGCUAUGCCAAUUGUACCUGCAAGAGUGUGGCGUCCAGGCUCUGAUGUCUACAUUGACACUUAUGCUAUGCUUGAUCCUGGUAGUAACGCUACUUACUGCAGUGAGUUUCUGUGCAAUCAUUUAGGAGUCCAAGGAACUAUGCGCAAUUUGGAGUUAACCACACUUACACAGAACCGAAUGUCUGUGGAAACAACAGGUGUCUUUUACUGUUUCCAGUGUGAACGAGAUCAACACAAUGUUGUGCAGUGGCCGCACCUUAGAGAUUUGGAUAUACCAGAAGUGAAGGCAGACCAAGUGCACUUACUGAUUGGCCAAGACUCUUCAGACUUGUUGCUGCCAACUGAUGUCAAAAGAGGUAAACAGGGAGAACCUUUUGCCUUGCUCACACCACUAGGCUGGGUCAUAAAUGGACCAGUGAACCCUUUUGGUAAGUCGACUAAUUUUUCAUAUUUGAUACAGGCAAGUGUACCAUUGGAAGGUGAUAUGAAGAGACUAUGGGAGAUAGAGGAUGCCUUUGCAGAAGAGAAGGGCUGGUCAGUUAGUGAUCAGAAAGCAGUUGACACAUGGAACAGUACACUCCAGUCCCUGAAAAAGACUUGCCGCCAUGAUGGCAAAGUGUGGUAUCUGCCGCACCACCCUGUGUUGAAUCCAAAGAAACCAGAAAAGUGUCGCAUUGUUUUUGACUGUGCUGCUAAGUAUGGUGGCUCUUCACUCAAUGAUCAUGUGCAUCAGGGACCAGAUUUGACCAAUGGACUUGUUGGUGUUCUGUUGAGAUUCCGACAAGGAGCAGUGGGAUUUAUGGCCGAUAUAGAGUCCAUGUUUCAUCAAGUAGUUGAAGAGUAUCGCAACAUGUAUUCAGAAGUACUGAACACAGUUCUUCGCAACUUUUAUGUGGACGACUGCCUGAAGUCUGCAAAUAGUGUUGAGUCUGCUAUAGUUUUAGCAAAGCAAGUUAAAGAGCUUCUGAAUAGAAGGGGAUUUCAUCUUACUAAAUAUAUUUCUUCAUCACCAGAACUGCUGAAGCAUAUACCAAAGGAGGACCGAGGAAAAUCUUUGAUAUCUCUGCAGUUGAAUUUGGAGGAUCAAUCCACGGAGAGAGCUCUAGGUAUGCUGUGGCAUGCUAUGUCAGUCCAUUCAUAUUACAGGCUAGGAGAAUAUUUCAGCAAUUGCAGACUACAAAAAGGCUGGGAUGAACCACUUCCCAUAGAACUGGAGGAACAAUGGGAUGCUUCUGAGAAUGGGUAUGGUGUUGCAUCAUACUUGAGAGUAACACUUGAGGAUAACUCUGUAUAUAUUAACUUGAUUAUGGCUAAGUCACGUCUCGCACCCCUGAAAGGUUCUACAAUCCCAAGACUAGAACUAGCUGGAGCUCUAGAAGCUGUAAGGCUUGAUAAAAUUCUAACUAAAGAAUUGGAGAUACCUCUAGAAAUAUCAGUAUACUGGGUGGAUAGUCAAAUAGUACUAUGGUACUUGAACAGCUCAGAUAAACGUUUCCAAUAUGUAGCCAACAGAGUAGGUAAAAUUCUUGAUCACACUGAAGUCAGUCAGUGGAGGUAUGUACCUUCUGAAGAAAAUCCUGGAGAUGAUGCAUCUCGUGGAAUGUCUGCAUCAGAUUUGCUGAGGAAUGAUAGGUGGGUUCAUGGUCCAAAUUUCUUACAGUGUGAAGAACAUAACUGGCCUGUGCAACCACUGUUUAGAUGUUCAGAAUUGGAAGAAUUCUUAGAACUGAAGGCAAGUCCAGUGGUUUGCAGUAUAAAAAGUAAUGCUGAUCAUACUUGUAAGUUACUAAACUACUACUCAUCGUGGUUUAAAAUGAAGAAAGCUGUGGCGUGGUACAUUAGACUUAAACAUUUCUUAAAAAGGAAACCAAGGUUGGGACCUAUAACAGUAAAAGAGUUCAAGGAAGCAGAGAGAAAUAUUAUUUUGUAUGUACAGAAGACUCUCCCAAAGGAACCUUUACAGUUAAAGAAGCUAAAUCCAAUUAAAGGAGAUGAUGAUUUGCUGAGAGUGGGAGGCAGAUUAACAAAUUCUCAACUUGAAGAAGAUGCAAAACACCCAGUGAUUCUUCCACAUGCCCACCAUAUUUCAAGAUUGAUUGUUGAAAGCUGUCACUUAAAUACUGGACAUGCUGGAGUGGAACGUGUAUUAGCUGAAAUCAGGAGAAAGUUCUGGAUUUUAAAAGGAAGAAAGUUUGUGAAAAGUGUAGUGUAUUCCUGUGUGACUUGCAAAAAGAUGUUUGGUAAGACAGUAUACCAGCAAAUGGCAAACCUUCCUAGAUUUCGUGUUAUAGCUUAUGAACCACCAUUCAGUAGAGUAGGAGUAGACUAUUUUGGGCCAUUCUUAGUAAAGAAAGGGCAUUCCAAGAUGAAGAGGUAUGGUUGUAUAUUUAUGUGUUUUGCCACACGUGCCAGACACAUUGAAGUAGCAUUUUCAUUUGACACAGAUAGUUUUAUUCAUGCAUUAGAAAGAUUUAUGGCAAGGAGAGGAGAACCUAAAGAAAUCUGGUCAGAUAAUAGCAAAAACUUUGUUGGAGCACAUCAAGAAUUGAAGAGAGGUAUCCAGGAAUGGAAUCAAGACCAGAUUCAUGCUCAUUUAUUGAAGAAAGAAAUAGACUGGAAGUUCAAUCCACCAGCUGCAUCACACAUGGGUGGAGUGUGGGAACGACAAAUACGGACCAUUCGAAGAGUGCUAUCAAGUAUGAUCACACAGCAGGUGUUAGAUGAUGAAGCCAUAAUAACGUUAAUGACUGUAGUGGAAGGUAUCAUAAACAACCGACCCAUUACAAAGCUGUCCGAGGACCCAAGAGAUGCUAGACCUCUAACACUGGACCACAUAAUGAUGCUGCGUUCAGGACCUUUGUUACCACCUGGACAGUUUGUUGAAAAGGAUCAAUAUAGAAGACGCUGGAAGCAAGUCCAGUACCUGGCUGAUAUAUUUUGGCGUCGAUGGAUUAAAGAAUAUCUUUCUGGAUUUCAAGAACGCCAAAAAUGGAUGAAACCUCAGAGAAAUUUAGAAAAUGGAGAUCUAGUUCUUAUCAAACAAGAUUGUGUUCCUCGUAAUCAGUGA
Penaeus vannamei (Pacific white shrimp) is the source of this 3351-nucleotide messenger RNA. The record is from RefSeq and is a predicted model, not a curated record. NCBI's taxonomy places the organism in Eukaryota, Metazoa, Arthropoda, Malacostraca, Decapoda, Penaeidae.